This is a messenger RNA of Bursaphelenchus xylophilus (pine wood nematode), 2610 nucleotides long. The record is from the annotation of a GenBank genome assembly. NCBI's taxonomy places the organism in Eukaryota, Metazoa, Nematoda, Chromadorea, Rhabditida, Aphelenchoididae.
AUGUUUCGGCGACUCGUGCCAUACAAGUCCUUUCUUAUUUCUCGACGCUCUCAUUCCUUCAAAAACAAUGGAUAUGUCACGGAAUUUCCGUAUGUUAUUUUAUCGUCUAUGUUUAUGUCUUUAGAUUAUCAUACCCUGAAUUUCUCCAUUCUCCGGUGGAAAAUCGUCGAAUUCCAUUGUAUGAAAAACUCGUGAGAGCCGAUAUGUUAGAACGACGUUUAAAUGUUGACAUCCCGGAGUUUUACGUGGGAUCUAUUUUGGCGGUUACAGUGUCUGAUCCAAAUAUGAACAACAGACAGAAUCGGUUCCUCGGAAUAUGUGUCAGGAGGCACAAAGUUGGCUUACAUCACACGUUUACACUAAGGAAUGUAGUGAAUGGCUUAGGUAUGCGUUCAUUAUUCUUUUUGUCUACUUUUUAGGGGUUGAAGUGAUGUAUGAUUUAUAUAAUCCAACUAUCCGGAAGAUCGAAACUAUAAAAUUGGAGCGUCGUCUAGAUGAUGAUCUUUCUUAUUUGAUUGACGCAUUACCCGAAUAUAGCACAUUUGACUUCAAUUUGGAACCCAUCUCUCAUCCGGUGGGUAAACCAGUGCCUGUUAAUCCACUAAAAGUGAAACUCCGUCCACCACCAUGGUCACAGAGAUGGGACAUGUUGCCAUUUGAGGGCUUGGAAAACGCUUGGGAGAUGGCGACACCGAGAGCAAAGAGAAAGGUGAAGAGGACCAGGGUGAAUGACUACUUCGAGUUUGAUCUCAUAUGGCAAUAUCGACGAGAAGGCCAAGAUUUGGCUAACGAGAUCCUCAUUCAGCAAGAGAUCAAGGACUUCGAACAAGACAGGCAAAGCAAGGGAGCAACCAAGCGAAAGAUCCUUAGAUCUGCUGAAUUGGCUCUUUAGGAAUGGUUAUUUUUUGUUGAGUAAAUUUGUUAUUUUAUGUCGUAUGUUUUUUUGUGGUAUAAUUCCAUGACUAUCUCAUUUAUUUAGAGUAUGGCAGGAUCAUUUAUUGCUUCCAGUUACUGCAAAAGCUGGUAUUGACGGGAAGGGAUGGCCACCUCAUAGAGAAAGCAGUAUUCCUGCUUUAUUACGGGUAUUUACUGCUGCAGUGUCUUUCAGGGUAUGAUACUUAUAGCUUUAAUGUUUAAUGUAUUAGAAAGUUUAUGGGUCAUAAAAUGAUGGAAUGUGUCAGUAAUACGAUGGAGUUAAUAAUCAAAAACCGCUGUCAAUUGACUAAUAUCGAAUGUGUUGUUCCUGACGAUGCUUCUGUGCGGGAGUUUGUAUCUUCUGUAUUGGGUACUGGUGAAAAAGUUGCAUUGAGUGUGUACGUUCAUCAGAAGAUUUGCGGACUUGAAAAUGAUGGCUUCGAGAUUGAACGAUGGACUUUCCAAAGAAUGUUGGAUGGAUUGGAGAGGUCGCAUCUUGAUGAAUACAAGGCCUAUUUUGCUCUUAUUGUUGCUCGGCUUGCCCUCUCUCCCCUUGAUUCUUUUGUUGGAUCGAAAGGCUUUCCUGCUGGAUACAGGAUGUCGUUUAGGUUGGCAAAGUUUUAUAAAGAGUGUUAUUGCUGAUAGGUUGGAGGAAUAUAGAGAAGGAAGCUCUAAGAUGCCACAAGGUUUCAUUUUCCCGUUGUUUUUGGAGUCGUCUCAACUCCUUUCGAUCACGUAUGAAUACGUCACAUCAAUUCCGUAUCCUCUAAACAUUGUUUGUAAUUGUAAAACAAGAGGAAGACCCAGGAAUUUAUUAUUGGUGGAGAAUACGACAUGUGUGGGUAACGUGAAAUCCGUUGUUAGACCAAUCAGCCGAAUCAGAAGACACACGAUCGGUGAGCAUAAUCAUUCAGGAUCUAAUCACACGACUCAAAGCGUCAGACGUCCUUUUGUGAGAAGAAGCAGGAGAAUUUCACAUUCUGGAUUGUUGGGGAACUUCGAGGAGAGCGCGUUACACGGACGUCUGAAGCCUGUGGCUUCGGUAGACGGAUUCAGUCUUCAAGUUGGUAGGUACAUAAACGCGGAGGACUCAGGUUUCAGUCGGGUUCAAUCUACAAUCGACGAAGUAUAAUGUCAAAACCCAUUUCUUCGAUGUCUCCGAUGAUAAUAGUCCCUCUUUAUACUUUGUAAGUUGCAGAAUUGGGUUCGAAUUCUGUCUUCAGGGUGUUGUUGACUUAAGCACUACUCGAAUAAGGAUAAAGAAGAAGAGCAGAGUUCAGGCCGUAAGUGAAUAUUAACCAGGUUACAGUAUCUAGACGUUAUUCAACCCGCACGGACGCGCUUUAAAGUUGUUCAUCGUUGAUCUGGACCUCUCUGACAUGCCUCCACAUAGUAACACUUUUGUGAGACAGCGGAUUUUUACAACAUCAGAUAUUAAAGGAGCUAAACCCGUAUUACGAUACUUGAUCAACCUAAGGUAAUGUCACCCCGGAAAUCAAAACCAAAGAAUUUAGGUUAGCCAGUGAUGCGAAAGGGCGGAUUUACAUGCACUCAGACAUAAAGUUGUUGUUUUCAAAUAAGGAAGAAGUCGACUUGUUGGACUUGACUUCCAACAAGGAGUACUGUGAAGUGAACACUGAGAUGCCCGAGAAUCCCAAAUAUUCUAUGAAUACGGACAUAGAUAAAUGUAGAUAA